Molecule: messenger RNA, 995 nt
Organism: Daphnia pulex (common water flea)
Lineage: Eukaryota; Metazoa; Arthropoda; Branchiopoda; Diplostraca; Daphniidae
Exons: 5
Coding region: 102-779 (225 amino acids)
Source: RefSeq, a predicted model, not a curated record
GGGUAUAAAUAGUGAACUUUUUUUUUCAUUAUUUCAUCAUUCGAAUCUUCUUCCUGCCUAUCAUCUUCUUUAGCACCAGAUAAUAGCACUGAGAAGAGAAAAUGACCGCGAAAUGCUGCUUGGUUACCUUCUUUCCCCUGCUGAUUGCAGCUGUUUGGCUGGCCUCAGCAACUGCCACCUCCACCGGCAGAGAGCCGAAACAGUUGUUGUUUCCUACUCCUUUUUACCGCGUUCAACCCGUGAUGGAAUCUCGUUUUGGACCUGGUCCCCGUCAAUCGAAUUCGCCAAUUAAUCCCAUGAUCGGACAACAAGGUUUGGGACCGUUUUUCGGUUAUUUUCCCAAUCUUCUGACUCAGCCGUGCCCAGAUUGUGCUGCUUGUGCUGUUUGCCCCAACUGCACGGUCUGUCCAGAAGCAAUUCCACUGCCUCCAGCUGAAACUCUAAAUACUUGCGGCACAGGACCACUCUCAGUCCUAUCAGCAGCUCCUAAUGGAACCAUCUCAUUAAGCGUCAAAUCAACAACGCCGAGCUGGAGCGUUUGUGAAUUCGGUUUGGCCGCUUACCACCCGAAUACCUCAAUUCAGCUAACAUGCACUACGUUGGGAACCGGCACAGGAUUCAAAACAUAUCCUCUUGCCAGUCCACUUCCGGAAUAUGGUUCAGCCAACACACCCUAUGUUUCAAAGGGGAGCUUUUUGCUCGUGGGUGUGACUAACGCCAUUGACGCCACUAAAGAUCUCACAGCCGAAUGUAAAUGGGAAACAGUGCAGAACAAAUAACGUGAAUUUAAAAGUUGGUGAAAAAGGACUGAAACUUUAUCUUCAGUUGUAAGGUUUACGCACAUAACUUUGUACAAUGAACACUAUGCAAUAUUCUUGUAUCGUUAUCGUUGCAUAGUUCGACUAUUUAUUGCAAUAUGUAGCCUGUAGCGUCAAAUUCGCGAUUUUCCCAAUUUUAUGACGGUUCUUUCAGCCCGAGCAUUUAAUAAAGACAUG